Myotis davidii is the source of this 383-nucleotide messenger RNA. Its product is annotated as zinc finger protein 584-like. The record is from RefSeq and is a predicted model, not a curated record. Gene Ontology annotation, biological process: regulation of DNA-templated transcription. The transcript has 5 exons. The coding region runs from base 81 to 383 and encodes 100 amino acids. NCBI's taxonomy places the organism in Eukaryota, Metazoa, Chordata, Mammalia, Chiroptera, Vespertilionidae.
CCACACCCCAUCGGAACCUCCAGCCUCGGGGCCGGCGCCGCUCGGGUCCCGCCGCCCAGGGCGCAGCGUCCAGCGCAGAUAUGGACUUUGAGGACGUGGCCAUUGUCUUCUCUGAGGAGGAGUGGGGGCUCCUUGAUGAGCCUCAGAGACUUCUGUACUGCGAUGUGAUGCUGGAAGUGUUUGCACUUGUCUCAUCUGCAGAUGUGCUGUGGCUGCCGGUGCUGAGCUGUGUGGAGAGCCCUGACCAAUGGACUCCACGAACAUCCCUGACACCCAUUGCCUCAAAAUGUGCAGAAAGUGUUGCUGGCAUAAAACAGAUGAUGAGGAGGCCUGUUCUGAGCAGAGUGAAUGUGUACAAGGAGAGUCACAGGAAGUGCACCUGA